AGGGAAGGCGACACCAUGACGUCACAUCCACCCGCGGGAAAAUUCAGAAAGGGACGUUUGACUUCCUCGGAUCAAACAGACGCGAAGAAGAGGAAGAGGAGGAAGAGGAGCGACAGUUUACGUCUUAAUAACCACACGUGUGUGUGAGUGACAUCACAACAACCGAUACAACAAAAUGUCAAAGAAGAGAGGACUGAGUUUGGAGGAGAAGAGAACUCGCAUGAUGGAGAUUUUCUUUGAAGCGAAAGAUGUGUUUCAGCUGAAAGACAUUGAGAAGAUUGCCCCAAAGACAAAGGGCAUAUCUCCCAUGACUGUGAAGGAUGUGCUGCAGAGCUUGGUGGAUGACAACAUGGUGGACUGUGAAAGAGUGGGUACAUCCAACUACUACUGGGCCUUCCCCAGUAAGGCCUUAAAUGCUCGCAAGCACAAACUGGAGGAUCUGCAGAAACAGAUAUCUGAUGCAAAACAGAGAAAAGUGAAUCUGCAGAAAGUGUUUGAAAAGGCGAAAGUCGGACGUCAAGAUACAAAAGAGAGAAGCUCCCUGCUGAAGGAGCUGCAGGCUCUGAGAGAGGAGCGAACUCAGCUGAAGGCCGAGGUGGAGAAGUACAGAGAAUGUGACCCAGAAGUUGUCGAGGAGAUGAGGAAGUCAAAUGUCACAGCUAAAGAUGCUGUCUCCAGGUGGACAGAUAAUGUCUUUGCCAUCAAGUCGUGGACAAAGAAGAAGUUUGCCUUUGAUGACAGACGCAUCAAUAAAGCCUUCGGGAUCCCAGAGGACUUUGACUACAUGGACUGAUUUAUAUUCUGCUCGUGGACACAAGAAGAGGAAAAAUAAGAGUUUAAGCUUCAGCUUGAAGCCUCCGCACCUGGUCUCUAACGUCUGUUCUGUGCAUUAGAGUGAAAAUAAAGCUACCAGGAUUUAUAUUAAAGCCCGGGGGUGGGCUUUGAGUCAGGAUGGAUAACCGCGGGUUUGCUGCAACAGAUGGACUUUAUCAGCAGAUAUUUUGCUUUGGUGCAACCAGAGACUGAACCGUCCAUUAGUGGCUGUGAGGAGUGAGUGGGUUCUGAGCAGCCAGACGUUUGGGACACCUGUUUGCAUGAAAACUGAGAACUCCAAGUUGAUGAUGGAGAGGAAUCAACACUUAACACCAAUGUGUCACCAGUGAUCUAAUUUAUAUGGUUUUAGCAGAUGGUUUGGAAUCGAAUGCUUGUGCACUUUUUACGCCUUAUUUUCAUGUACUUGUCGAGGAGCUAAAAAAAACUGUUUAAACCAAAGCUAAUUCUGUUCAUUCAUAAGUGCACUGGGACUGAUGUGAGAAUUAAAUUACAGAAGAUUCGCUUAGGAUAUGUUUUGUCUACAAGUGCUGUAAAUAUUUACGUUUUUGCAGAACCACUUUUCUUGUGUUGCAAAUAAAACGUCCCUCUGAGUUUUACAAGACGUUUUUCUGCAGCUGUAUUCAUUCAAAUAGAUUUACAGCAGGCCUCCAAAUCGUUUGUAUUUUUUUUUACCUCUGUAAGAACAGAAAGGGAACCUUGUUGUCAUGAAAUAUCUAGAAUGACUCAACUUCUGCAUUUUCCACCCUUUUUUUCCCCUUCUGAACCAGAUGUAAAACAGGUAGUUGUGUGUUCUGUGUUUACUUAAUGACCUAGUUGUCACGUUCAGUUUUAUCUGUUUUGUUGAUUUAAAUUUCAAAUGUG
Molecule: messenger RNA, 1695 nt
Organism: Hippoglossus stenolepis (Pacific halibut)
Lineage: Eukaryota; Metazoa; Chordata; Actinopteri; Pleuronectiformes; Pleuronectidae
Gene: mnd1
Product: meiotic nuclear divisions 1 homolog (S. cerevisiae)
Exons: 8
Coding region: 176-793 (205 amino acids)
Biological process (GO): reciprocal meiotic recombination
Cellular component (GO): nucleus
Molecular function (GO): double-stranded DNA binding
Source: RefSeq, a predicted model, not a curated record